Molecule: messenger RNA, 1550 nt
Organism: Asterias rubens (European starfish)
Lineage: Eukaryota; Metazoa; Echinodermata; Asteroidea; Forcipulatida; Asteriidae
Product: sodium/calcium exchanger regulatory protein 1-like
Exons: 1
Coding region: 274-759 (161 amino acids)
Biological process (GO): fatty acid transport
Cellular component (GO): nucleus; cytosol
Molecular function (GO): fatty acid binding
Source: RefSeq, a predicted model, not a curated record
AGAGGGCGCCAUACAAAAAUAAAGGCUUUGCAAGUCUUUUCGAAGUUCAUCAAUUUGUGUUUAUCAAGCCAAAGAGCAAGGACCAAACGGUGCAUUCACGCCCCUGCCAUUGACAUACAUAGAUAAUCACGUGGUAACAAUAUUCCUAUUUUUCAGCUAUUUUUAUCAAUUUGUACUUUGUUCUGUGGUCAUUGCAAAAUUUCUACAGUUGUAAAGAAGCAACCAAACACAAACCUGAGCGCAUGCUGCACCAAUGAUAUACAUUUUCGCAAAAUGGCUGAAGCAAAUACAACUGAUGUAGAUUUGAGCGGCAAAUGGAAACUGGACAGAAAUGAGAAUUUCGACGAGUACAUGAAAAAUGCUGGCGUCGGCCUCAUCAAACGUAAGCUCAUCAGUUCCCUCCCUACCACCAUCGAGGUCACCCAGACCGGUGACGACUUCAAGUUCCUCACCAAGACGCCGCUCGGCUCACGGCAGACGACGUUCACGCUGGGCGUGGUCUACCCCGAGACCAACCCGAUGUGGGGCGAGAGGGAGCACCGUGUCCUGGCCGAUUUUGACGGUGGGAAGCUGGUGCAAAACGUGAAUACGGCUCCGAAGGGCAGGUCGAUGCGUUUUGAACGUGAAAUCGUAGACGGGGAGCUUGUGCUUACCAUGGUACUGGGUGAGAUGGUAGCCAAGAGGUACUUCAAGAAACUCGAGGAAGCUGUACAAGUUAGUGAUGAAAAACCUGCAGCAAAACCAUUGGAACUUAACUGAACAAUGUUGCACAUGAAUGAGCAGGUGCUUAGUUUCAAGACUCACCCUUAAUAUCAACUUAGAUGGUGACUUUUCCAAAAACUUGGUGACUAACUGAUGGGGCUACUUUUCCAAACAGUGAACUCUCAUAAUCAGAACUGAACAAAGAGCAGAGUAAGCUAUCGAAACGUCGUGAUCUACAGCGUUUUCCUACGAAUGAGGAAAGGUUCACUUCACAUACUGUUGUCAAAUUGUCACACGAAAACUAUUACAGUAAUUUUCUUCUCAGCAACUUUAAAACGUAUUGAAUUAAAAACUUGAGUUUAAAGACUUGAAAGUUUGCAUGGAUGGGAGGCAUCGGAAUACAAUCUAUGGUGAGAUUUAUUUGCAGAGACACGAUGUAGGCAAUGGACAAACUGAAAGGAACCGAUGAAUUGACAACGUUUUAUCUCAUUAUAAUGAUUUCAUUAUUAUACCAUCUAGACACAGGCAUUAUAACAAUUUCCCAUGGGGAAACAAAUCGAGUAUAGAAGGGCCGACCUACCGGUAGGCAUAUUAAUGUUGUUGUUGUUGUUGUUGUUGUUGUUGUGACUUGUAAUCAGAAAUCAAUAAGAAUGUUUUAUAUACACACUUUUCCAUUUUGGUUUGGUUUUGACCGAAUUUCGGACAAAUUAUCUUAUAGGCUGUAUCUGAAAUAUGAUAAUUUCCGACACACAAAAUGUUGCGUUUAGUAUAGGCUUUCUCGGUCAAAUUCGGCACAUGAGCAGUCAAUUUCAUUUUCAUGCGUUCGAAUUAAAGCUGUUUUGCCUCUC